This is a messenger RNA of Histoplasma mississippiense, 255 nucleotides long. RefSeq lists its product with no specific name. The transcript is spliced from 2 exons. The coding region runs from base 1 to 255 and encodes 84 amino acids. Lineage: Eukaryota; Fungi; Ascomycota; Eurotiomycetes; Onygenales; Ajellomycetaceae. The record is from RefSeq and is a predicted model, not a curated record.
AUGUCUUCCAGUCGGACGUAUGCCGGGAAUGCUUUAGGCGUAGGAAAACUAAUAAAGGAGAUAUAUUCUGCUGCUUCAUAUGCUGUUGGACUUUUCGAGGCGUGCGCCGCUGGCUCUGGCCAGUGCGAUUUUAUUUGCGAUAGCAACGAGGUAGAAGUACGGGUGCAAAUGAGUGCGAUGACGCAAUCUCUUUCUUUCGGCUCUGUGUCUAAAAUUAUUGCAGACUUUGUGCCCGAGAGAGUUGAUAAUAUGUGA